AUGGUAAGUUGAUGUGUGCAGAGUGGAUAUGAUAGCGAGAAGCUUGUACAGCUUCCUUUUUAGCAUUAAUUUGAUGUUAUCUAUGUGAAAUUUAAAUUUUUUCCUGAAAAAAUUGAUAAUUUUUGCAAAUUUUAACUUUUUUCUGAUUUUCAGGCUGAUCAAGCAACAUCUCUUGAGCUCAGUGACAAGCCAGACACAUUCUCUCAACGUCCACUAAAUAUUAUCAAGUCCCAUUCGACCACUUCCAAAGCUAAAACAUCCCCCGAGGCAAUUGAUUCAAUACUCCUACAUACUGGGACAAAAGAUGAAAAAAUGAUCGAAUCUCCGCCAAGUGGACCGAUUUUUGAGGUAAAUACUGUAUAAAAAACCGCUCAAAUCAUCAUUUUAUCAUCUUGCAGCUGCCAAAACCCAAACCUCGAACUCAACUUCAAGUCCAAUCCACCUAUUUCCCGACCUUGAAAAAAGCCCCAUCGAUGACGUAUAACGACAAUUCGGCAAUCAGAUUGACCGAAAGUGGGCGGAAUUCGCGGCGUGGCAGCUCGGGGACCACGCAGCCGCUGGCCGAGGACAUUACACAAGACAGCGACUCGAAUUCGUUUGACGAGGAAAAUUUCCGCAAAGUUUUUGGAAUGGACCCAAGAAAUCUGGCUUCGGGAGUGAUGGAGGGCAAAAAGGUGCGAUUUAUUACUUUUUUCAUUAACUAUUUCGAAUUUUGGCCCAGUUUAGCGCAUUUUCAAUUUUUCGUAUAAGAUGUCCCCGCGGUCUGCAACCGAGCUGCGCCCAAUAUUUAGUCGUAAAAAAAUUUUUUACAAUGAAAAAAAUAACACCUUACCUUUUUUUCCGGCGUUUUCAUGCGUAUUUUACACUGUUUCCUCGAGUUUACAUUAAUUUUUGCCGAUUAUGUAAUCCUUGAUAUCCAAAUAUUUUUAGGGGUUGGGAUCCGAUGAAAGAACGGCUGGAUCGACCGACACUUGGUUCACAAGGAAAGAAUCUAACUGUCCAAGCUCCAGUCGAGCAGUCGGCAAGGGCACUGAACCACCAACUCGUUGGAGGAGAUUCAAAAAUGGUUGUAAGAGAGGACUGUUUGCCGCUCUGCAGUACGCUGCGGUGAGUUGUUUUUCUUGGGAUUCUUGUAUGUUUAGAUAGAGCAGGUUGUGAACUUCGAGUUUGAGUGAAAUGCCAAUGAUUUUGGCGCCGUUUGACAUGUGCAAAAUUAAUAUCCGUUUGUUGGUCAUGUGUAAUAUCGAAAUUUUUUAUUUCUCCUAUAAUCCUCUAAAUUAUUACCUAAAAUUAUAUUUUUCAGUCCUGUUGCAUCAUCUGCUACGUGGUUACGCCGCCGAUCCCAGCGCUGGUCACAAAAAAGAUUGCCUUUCAUCCGCCGAGAGGAUGCGGUUACUACUUUGUUGUGAAGGAUGAAGAGACCGGUCAAGAGAUGCCGGUCUUGGCCAAGGGAGCAUACGGAAAGACUGUGCUUCGAGUUGCAGUGGAAUUGCCCAGAGAAUUUGUGGACAGAAGCUUUACGGAUCGACCAUUGGAGGAGAUGGAAGGGUUUGUUGUGAAGACCAGCAGAGGCAAUUAUCUGGCUUGUGUCUACGUCCCUUGCCAAACACAACGUCCAGAAGAGAUGAAGAAGAAAGUAGGACGCUUUUUUCCCUAUAAUUUUUGGGUUUAGACUCAUUUUUCGAAAGUUUUCUCUAAAUGCCUCAUGGUGAAUAUAAUUUUUUAGGUGAUAAUCUUCGCACAACCCAACAGCUCGAAUCUCCACAAUUUUAUUUGGCGAAAUCAUGGGAUUUCGAUCAUCUCCUUCAGAGAUAUCGCCAGUCUAACGGGCGCUGAUGUCUAUGCGUUUGAUUACAGCGGUUUUGGCGCAAGCUCUGGUACCACCUUGGAGAAGAAUAUUUAUGCCGACAUAACUGCUGUGUUUGAGUAUGUCAGAAAACAGCGACCCGAUUGCGAAGUGAGUUUUUUGAUUUUUUUCAUAUUUUUCAAAAAUUUGAGUGAUCUUUGAUCUUUCUUCUUUGCCUCUUUCCCUUCUUUGGCAAAAGAAAUGAAAUGAAAAGUGUGGCCUUGUAGCGUAAUGGAUAACGCGUCGGACUUCGGAUCCGAAGAUUGCAGGUUCGAGUCCUGUCAGGGUCGAAUGGGUUUUUUUGCCUUUUUUGAUAUUGUUUUAGAUAGAAAUAGAUAAUAAUUUUCAGAUAUAUUUGAUGGGCUUCAGUCUCGGCACAGCGGCAGUAAUUCAUUUGGCUUCAACUCAACCAGUAGGACUCUCUGGACUCAUUUUAAUGGCCCCUUUUACAUCUGGCCUACGGGUACUUUGUAACAAGCCGAAUCGCAAUGAAAGUUUCAUCACAGAUUCCUUCAAAAGGUUUGUUAGUCUUUAUUUUUUGUUUAUCUUGACUUUUAGUUAUGAAAAAGCCCCUUUGGUGGAUGUCCCGGUAUUCAUUGCGCAUGGUGUAAAUGACUCGGUAAUCCCAUUUGAACACGCGAUUUCCUUGCUGAAACGCUUCCACAAACCCGUCCCAAUCGAGCUGGUCGAAUACAGAGACCACAUCACCAUCAUGCGGCCCUUGACGGACCCGGUUUUUCUGAGGAUCGCCAAUUUUUUGAUGUUCGAAGCCCCGAAUUACCAUCAAAAGUUCGAUAAAACGAUGGUGAUGAAAGAGUUGAAUGAACGAUUGACCAAAUUGCAACGAAACAGCACCAAGGAACAUCAUGGAAUGAGCUUGGAAUAG
Messenger RNA from Bursaphelenchus xylophilus (pine wood nematode), 2732 nucleotides. The record is from the annotation of a GenBank genome assembly. NCBI's taxonomy places the organism in Eukaryota, Metazoa, Nematoda, Chromadorea, Rhabditida, Aphelenchoididae.